Molecule: messenger RNA, 997 nt
Organism: Zerene cesonia (dogface butterfly)
Lineage: Eukaryota; Metazoa; Arthropoda; Insecta; Lepidoptera; Pieridae
Product: oligoribonuclease, mitochondrial
Exons: 3
Coding region: 114-764 (216 amino acids)
Cellular component (GO): mitochondrion
Molecular function (GO): 3'-5'-RNA exonuclease activity; nucleic acid binding
Source: RefSeq, a predicted model, not a curated record
AGUAUUUAGUUUUUAAUCUGUGUAUAUAACCUAAAAUAAUAACCUAAAACCUGAAACCAUUUUAGUUUUGUUUUAUCUAAUUUAAAUUAAAUGAUAAAUAUUCUUUACCGAUAAUGAAAAUUUUAUGUAAAUAUCUACCUCUUAAAAACUUAGCAUGUAUUCCGAUAAGGUCAAAUAAAUUGCAAAUAAACAAAAUGAGUUCAUGCCAUAAUAGUUCCCAGAGUGAAGCCAAACGAAUAGUAUGGGUCGAUUUAGAAAUGACUGGGCUGCAGGUAGAGACAGAUCAUAUAUUGGAAAUAGCAUGUUUAGUAAGUGAUGCUGAUCUCAAUGUGGUCGCUACGGGUCCUAACAUAGUUAUACAUCAACCGGAUGAAAUAUUAAAUAAUAUGGGUGAAUGGUGUACUGCACAUCAUGGUGAGAGUGGAUUGACAAAGGCUUGCCGAGAAUCUACAAUAAGUGUAUGUGAAGCUGAAAAUCAAAUAUUAAAAUUCCUUAGGUCCCACGUACCAGAAAAGAAAUGUCCCUUAGGAGGUAACAGUGUAUAUAUGGAUAGAUUAUUUUUGAGGAAGUAUAUGCCAAGGUUGAAUGAUUAUUUACAUUAUAGAAUAAUAGAUGUUAGUUCUUUCAAAGAGAUUAUAAAGAGAUGGUUUCCAAAAGAAUAUUCCAAUAUACCUGAAAAGAAAUUUGCACAUAGAUCCAUGGACGAUAUCUUAGAAAGUUUAGCUGAAUUAAAAUAUUACAAGGAUAAUGUUUUUAAAAAUUAAGGAAAUAAGAAAUUUACUUUCUCUGACAUGCAUGCAUGCAUGACAUGUAACAUUAUCAUGAAUAUUUUUCCCAUGUUUUUGAAAAUUUAUUUGCUUAUUAGGCUAUUUUUUAAGAAAUUAUGUAAAUAGUAGCAGUAAGCUGAGGAGUUACCGAACACUAUUGUUUAUUUAUUUGGAUGUUUUAACUGAUUUUGUUAUGUAAUGACAUCAGAAAAAACAUUAAAAUAUAUGUA